Manduca sexta (tobacco hornworm) is the source of this 6831-nucleotide messenger RNA. RefSeq names its product serine/threonine-protein kinase/endoribonuclease IRE1 (gene Ire1). The transcript has 14 exons. Gene Ontology annotation, biological process: intrinsic apoptotic signaling pathway in response to endoplasmic reticulum stress; IRE1-mediated unfolded protein response; protein phosphorylation. Lineage: Eukaryota; Metazoa; Arthropoda; Insecta; Lepidoptera; Sphingidae. Gene Ontology annotation, cellular component: IRE1-TRAF2-ASK1 complex. Bases 411 to 3479 code for a protein of 1022 amino acids. The record is from RefSeq and is a predicted model, not a curated record. Gene Ontology annotation, molecular function: ATP binding; protein serine/threonine kinase activity; RNA endonuclease activity.
UCGAUAAUGCGACGAUCUGUAUAUCUUCUGUCAAAGGAUUUGACAGAAGAUAUGCAGAUCGUCGCACUCGAUUGCAAUAAAAAAGCUAAAUUACGACAUACGAGACAACAUAUUAACUUGCUUUAGUCCCACACUGAACCAAAUUAAUGGCAAGAUGUCUUUAAUAUAUUAUUAAUUGUUAUAAUUAUUUAAGCAAUAUAAUAUUUAUAAAAAAAAUCUUAUGAAAAUAACGAUUUCGAUAAAACAUACAUAUUUUUCCAUCACUACGGAACAGUUGUCGCUGUCGGUGUAAUGUCAAAUGUAACAUUCGCGAGUAUUCUUUGUAGUGUUUUGAUUUUUAAUUGCGUUUAUUUUUGUGAUAAUAAUGAAAUGGUGUUGUUGUCUAAGUGUGGACUAGUUACGAAUGGAAAAUGAGAAUUUUAUGUGUGAUAUUAUUGCUGGUCGGGUCCAGCGGGCUCGCUUCCGUGGUAGAUAAUGAGUUAAAGGAGAGCACGGAAUUGUCGCGCGCUUUGGAUGACCGGCCGCUGUUGUUCGCCACGUUAGGGGGCGGCAUGGUGGCGGUGAAUCCGCUAGCGGGAAACAUUAUUUGGAAAUUGAAAGACGAGCCAGUAGUGAAAGUACCAAAUCAAGAUGCCAACUUGAUGCCGCAGUUUCUGCCGGAUCCGCGCCACGGUUUCCUGUACACUUACGGGCCGCGCGGCGACCAGCAGAUGCUGAAGAAGCUACCAUUCACGAUACCAGAGCUGGUGGCGAACGCGCCGUGCCGGUCGACUGAUGGCAUCUUGUAUACUGGCAAGAAGAGCGACACUUGGUUCAUGUUAGAUCCGCUUACGGGGUCCAGGGAGCAUGUUUCAGGCUUCGACAAGGCGAAAAUUUUCAACAAUGCAGACACAUGCGACGACAAGAAGCGUGGCGUGUACGUCGCGCGCACUGAGUACAACAUCCUCAUGCAUGAUUCGAAGAAUGUCAACCAUAAGUGGAAUGUCACCUUCUUUGACUACACCUCGCACGCUAUGGGCAAGGAGAUGCUCAAUGAUUAUGGCGUCAUCCACUUCACAUCGACAUCGAAUGGUCGCAUUAUGUCGUUCGACCGUAAGACCGGCGAUCUCGUCUGGUCGCAUAACUUCGAGACGCCCGUGGUAGCGGCCUAUCUGCUUGACAGGGACGGCCUGAUCUCAGUGCCAUUCAACUCUAUAGGCGAUGAUACCUUGGAUCAUAUAAUGGAGGAUGCAACUACGCUGAGUAAUGGACAGGGAAUCAAGAAUUCCAAUAUAGAGUUGUAUCCAACAUUGUACGUGGGGGAACACAACCAUGGCCUCUAUGCUCUAUCAUCGCUAGUAGACAAAAAUACAAUAACAAUAUCGACUGGGCACACGCAUCCUUUACUGAUCGAAGGGCCGACCACCGAACCGCACGCCGAAUCGAACUACGAACCGUACAAGAACGUUCAUUACAAACUGAAUGAUUUGAAUCUACACGUAGCUGCACCAUACCUUCUACUAGGACAUUAUAAAGUUCCAGAGCUUACUACGUCAUGGGUACCGCAUUUACCUAACAAUGUAUUGAACGUAAGAGAAUCGAUCAGUUCCAUAAAAUUAAUUAACGGUCAAGUCCAUUCAGAGACUGAGAAAGACGUCGAAAAUGAAACGAAUUUGAAGUCGAAUUCGGUUAGUGUGUCAGUCCAGACUGAAGAGUUGUUUGAAGGUUUUAACUUCAGGCCGGACUUGUGGUAUAAACAGGGUUAUCUAUGGGUGCACCAGCAAGAGAAUAAAGUGUUGAAAUUGGCUCUGAUAAUUUUGGUCGGAUUGGUGAUCACCAUGUUCUGGUAUUUGAGGUUGCAGGCCCGUGAGUUCCAACAGCUGUCGCAAGGCGGUUCCAGAGGGUCUAACGUGUCUACGUCAUCUCACGGCGAGGUCACGGGCCAGUUGGAGGAAAUAGGCGAUGGCGAAGUGCGCAUUGGCAAGAUAUCAUUCCACACGGAUCAAGUGCUCGGGAAAGGGUGUGAAGGCACUUUUGUUUAUAGAGGUACUUUCGAUAAGCGUGCUGUGGCUGUGAAACGAUUGUUGCCCGAAUGUUUUACGUUCGCGGACCGCGAGGUGGCGCUGUUGCGUGAAUCAGAUGCGCACGCGCACGUCGUGCGGUACUAUUGUACCGAGAGGGAUAAACAGUUUAGAUAUAUAGCUUUAGAAUUAUGUUCUGCAACAUUGCAAGAUUAUGUAGAGAAGAAACUGAACUUCGAGUGCAAGAUAGAUGCAAUAGAAGUCUUGAGACAGGCGACUUUGGGCCUGUCGCAUUUACAUUCCAUGGAUAUAGUACAUAGAGAUAUAAAACCGCAUAACGUGUUGUUGUCGAUGCCGUCGGGCGCCGGUGAGGUGCGAGCCAUGAUAUCCGACUUCGGCCUGUCCAAGAAGCUAAACAUAGGACGCGUCAGCUUCUCGCGAAGGUCCGGAGUCACCGGCACUGAUGGAUGGAUCGCACCUGAAAUGAUCAACGGCGAACGGACGACAACCUCGGUGGACAUAUUCUCCUUGGGCUGCGUGUUCUACUACGUGUUGUCACGCGGACAGCAUCCCUUCGGAGACGUGCUGCGGCGCCAAGCCAACAUACUCACCGGGGACUACUCGUUAGAUCAGUUAGACAAAGUGAUGCCCGAAGAAGAAAUGUUGGUGGCCAAGAUCUUGAUCCGCGCAAUGAUAUCGUCCAAGCCCAACGCGCGGCCGCCGUGCGAGACAAUACUCAAGUACCCUUUGUUUUGGGACAAGCAGAGCAUACUUAAUUUCUUGCAGGACGUGAGCGACCAGGUGGAGAGCAGUGCGUCGGGCUCGGCGGCGGCGCGGCACCCGGUGGAGCGCGGCGCGCGGCGCGUGGUGCGCGGCGACUGGCGCGCGCGCGUGUGCGGCGCCGUGGCCGCCGACCUGCGCGCGCGCCGCUCCUACCGCGGCGACCGCGCCGCGCAUCUGCUGCGCGCCAUACGGAACAAGAAACACCACUAUCGAGAACUCGAACAAGAAGUGCAAGACAGUCUCGGCAAAUUGCCAGACGGUUUCGUGUCGUACUGGUUGCGAAGGUUCCCGCUCCUGCUGCCACACGUGUGGUUGCAGAUGCAGCAAUACCGACACGAGGACAUUCUGCAACUGUACUACCCCCACUCGUUCACCUUCCGAAGGGAAGACGUCGCCGAGUUGAACGACGAUGAUUAUGAAGAAAUACCUCCGGAGAUGUGCGAUCCGGAGAAGAACGAACUGUUCGUCAAGAGCAAAGUGUAUGUCGACGAAACUAUAUUAAGGACUAGGAGAGAAGAUAAAGGAUCCCCUAAGGCAUCUCCAAGGGGAUCCCCGAGGAAGUUUGCGGAUUGGAGGAGUGAAGCGCAGGAGUUGAGGAUGCGGCAAGAUGACGUCAGACUGCGGGACCGGCAUUACUACAAGAAAAAAGAAAAGAAAAGAGAAGAAAUGCCAGUAUGGACAUUACCUCCCCAGUGAAUAGUGUGCCAAGGUACUGAAAAUAGAGUGGAUGUUCUUUAUUUGCGCUAUCGGCAGGAUAGGCGGGAAUUGAGAUUAUGAGGGAAUUUUAGAGAGGUUGAGGUAAAAAUUUUCAAUUGCCUCGGACCAUUGGUAGGUCAUUAUCGAUUAUGAAUGAUCUUGUAAAGUGGGUAAGUGUAAUAUUGAUGUAAAUAAUACCAUUCUGGGUGGUUUUUGAUGUUUUUAUCAAGCCAUGGAUAUAUACAAGGAAAGAAAAGUAUAUGGAUGUAUAUAUUUAGCACAAAUUAUAAAAAUACAAAGUAUUUUUAAUAGGAUUUUUGUGACUUCAUCAAUUAUAAUGUGUUUAUUCCAAACAUAUUUUCCUUUAUUAUGCUUGUGUUAGGUUUGCUGUCUUGUCCGUCCAUGUUUAUUUAUAUUUCAAACUACAUGACCAGUGAUGAUAUCUUCGAUACUCAAGUAAACAUAUAGUCGAUAAAAUUAUUAAUUAUCGAUACUUUUAGAAAAAAAUGAUUUAAUGAAGUUCAUUUCCAUUUCUUUGGUUAUACUUGUAGCUGGUUAUCGCCCGUCGAUUAUUUUAUUCAUGCUUCAAUGAGCGGCAUAUUAAAUUUUAAGAAUCCGAAUUAUGUUCGACGUGGAACUGAUAAUGUACAUAGUACAGUCGGCAAGAAAAAUAGAUGAACAAAUUAAAUUUUUUAAAUCGUUUUAAAUUUUUUUUCUUCAUAUCUACAGUAAAUUUUUCUUCAAUAAAAUAAUCUUAAAAGAGUUAACUUUAUUUUAUAAUAAAAAAGAAAAUAUCGAUUGAAAUUAACGUGUAAAAGUCUUUUGAAGUUUUGAAGUCGGUCAGCUGUUUUUGUGGCGUACUGUAUGCUCGAUUUUAUUAAGCUCUUUGUUUUGCUAAUCAACAAAAAUAUAGAAAUAUAAUUAUAGAGUAAAUAUACGUAGAGAUUAAUUAGUAUGAGGCUGUGGUUUUAUACAGAAUAAAGUCGAUAGAAAACUUUACAAAAAGUAGUGUAAUCACUACCAUUGCCUUUAAAGUCAGUAAAAAUGUUAAAGGGAAGAUAUAAAUCGACACUAUGGUCGUAUCGUAAUAAUCAUAAUAAAUAUAGGAUGUAAAUAAUAUAGUAAUGAAGAGGAAAAACUGGCAGAAAUUUAAAAAAUACCAAAAAAUCUAUUUUAUCGAUAAAAAAAAAUUUAAAUACACAUUUUAUUGAUGUGUUAGAUAAUGAGAAAAUGUGUCAGAUUCAUAGGGGCAUGUAUUUGUUUACUUUUUUUUUACUCUUGCUUAAGGAUUUGUUAUUAAGAAUUUUAUUAUUUAUUUAUGGAGAUUAUAACAUGAAAGAAGAAUUGCUUAUUAAAGAUUUUAUUAAAAACUAUUCGAGUUUAGGAAUACAAGUUUUGAGUGGACAAUUAAAAAAAAAAUGCAUUUAUUUAUAAAAAAAUAUAUUUAAAACACCCUAUCUAUUUUUAGUCCCUCUGGUCUCUGAAUAUGAGUGUAGCACAAAUUGUUGAAAUAAUGUUACAAGUAUAUUUAAGUUAAAUGUAAGUAAAAUACUAAAAAAAUACAUUUUGUUAACACAGUUAAGUUUGGGACCAAUUUCAAAAUUGUUUGAUUAAAAUAUUGUAGAAAAAAAUAGCCAUAUUUUUAUUACUUGUAUUAAUGGCCACAGACAAAUGUAAUGUUAUUUUUUCCGCAGGAAUUCAUGUUUUAUAAUUUUUACUUUAUUGUUAUAAAAGCUUUUUAAUGACUGUCAAGAAAAAAAAAUAACAAGAAAUGUGUGGGUUAUAAUUGUGGAAUUAUUACGUAAUAUUUUAAUAUUGAAAAUUGGAGAAAUUGAACGAGAUUUAAAAUUUUACGACGUAUUAUUAUGUUAGAAAAUGGUUUCGUUUAGUUCUCAGCAAUAUUUGAUUUGCAUAAGAAAUUGAAAUAUUAAAUACUAGAUGAUAUUAAAUUUAUAAAUAAUGUAAUAUCAAUAGGCAUUUCAUAACAGUUUCACUAAUGGAUUUUUCAUGUCUAUAUCAAUUAAUGAAUAAAAAAUCGCCUGUAUUUACGUAUACUAUUUACAGGUGAGGUAGAAUGUUGAAAUAGGUAUGAAAUUUUACAAUUUGCAAAAAAUAUGGAUGAAAAUACAAAAGUUGUCUAACUGUGCCUUCACUGAAUACUCUAGGCCUCAUGUUUUAUAAAUAUUCAUUAUAAUUUAGAAGAUCCAAACCCUUUACCCUAGCGCCCAAUUUUAAAACAUUUUUUCAAAUGCAAGUUGGUCAACAGAUUCAAUGCUCAGAAUGUCAGUACUUUGGCCUAUCGCAAAUCCUGUAUCACAUAGUUAAGUUAAUGAAUUUUGCAAUAUUACUUUUUUAAUAAUUUUAUUUGACUAUUUUAUGAAAAAAAAAAUCCAUAUUUUUUUAAACUAUAAUCUUAUGUGACUUUUAGUUUAUUACAACGUCUGUAUAAAAAUUUAUGUUCAUAAAGUUACUAAAUAAAUAAGAUGAACACAGGUCAAAAUUGGGCUUACUUUUGUAUUUUCACCCAUAUAAGUGUAGAUUGAGUCACUAACACGAGAGUCUACGCGGAAGUUCGUCUCAUGCAAAUCAUAUGAAAAUUGUCGCAUAUAAAAUGAACGACAAUUUUACACAUCAUUCUUGCCUUAAAGUGUAUAAGCCAUAAAGAUUUCUUGUUCGAUAAAGAUUAGCUAUAAAUACAAUACACCCUCACAUAAACUCGAUAAACAAGUUACUAAUAUGCGGUCUAAUAUGUAAGUAGUAGGUAUCUAUAUAGUUAUCUAUGUAUAUAAUCGCAUUAAAUUGUUGCAUACAACCCUAUUCGUCGAUAACAAAUGUCACUCACACGUUAUCGUACAAAAUGAAGAUUACUCAUUGGUGAUUAAAACACACUGCGCAAUGUAGCCAAUAAUUUCAUAUAUGUUUAAAUAAAUUUUAUUUAAAUAAUUUCCCAACAAAAGUGCAAAAAGACAUGGUCAGACUUUGUCGUGUUUAUAUUUUUUAAAAAUUAUUUUGUACUUUUAAAUUAAUGCAUCAAACCGGUUGGGUGACGGUUGUAUAUAUCUAGAACUGCGAUGCCCCAACAUUAAGUAGCUUGAUCUUGAGCCAAUAUUUAUUGCAGAUAUCAACAUACCGGGCAAGUUAAAUUGCCACUUCAUUUCGUAGAAAAGUAGCAGAACCAUUUUUGUAUGAGUACCUUUUAAAUUUCCGUAGUCGAAGCGGAUACUUAUUGGCGAGAUGUCGGAUGUUCAGUACCAUAUAUCUACUUAAUAAUAUGAUACUGAUCGCAAGUCAGUACUAUUAUUUAUUUCAAUGUAUAGCAAACGCUAAUAAGCGAAGUUAAUAUUAAGCAAAA